GCUGGAGAAUAACAAGAAAAUGUUUUAUUUUGAAUUUACAUGCAAAACUCUUGUCCCUAAUUGACCAAAAUAAAUUUCAUAAAAAUACAUGAUUUUUUAAUCUGUGAUUGUUUGUAUGCUUCGUUGACUGACAGCGAGCGUCUGUCAUUCAUUCAACCGUCAAACGUUUAUGAACUUUUGAAUUUCUUUGAAAGAAGAAGUUUAGUACUGCAUAAAUAUUUUGGUUUAUUUUGAAUAUUGAUUCACUGUAUUGGCGUUGACGAUGGCAGAUGUGGACGAAAUUAUUGAUUACAUAAAAUCACUGAAGAAGGGAUUCGAUAAAGACUUGUUUCAGAACAAAAUUGAUGAAUUGGCAUACGCUGUUGAUACAACUGGGAUACUCUACAAUGAUUUUCAUACUUUGUUCAAAGUUUGGUUGAAUUUAUCUAUUCCUAUAACAAAAUGGGUAAGCUUGGGUGCUUGCCUUGUGCCACAGAAUAUCGUUGAAGAUCGGACUGUGGAGUAUGCUUUGAGUUGGAUGCUUUCUAAUUAUGAGGACCAAUCAACUUUCUCUCGAAUAGGAUUUUUAUUAGAUUGGCUUACAGCUGCCAUGGAGUGUGAAUGCAUUGAAAUGGAAACUCUCGACAUGGGCUAUGAUGUGUUCUAUGUCAGCUUGACUUAUGAGACUUUGACACCUCAUGCAGUGAAACUGGUAUACACCCUGACAAAACCUGUUGAUGUCACAAGGAGAAGAGUUCUUGAAUUACUUGACUAUGCCAGGAAGAGAGAAGCUAAAAAGAAUAUGUUCAGGCAGCUUCAAGUCCUUUUGGGUCUCUUCAAAUCCUAUAAGCCAGAAUGUGUACCUGAAGAUAUACCCGCAAUCUCCAUCCAUGCAGCUUUCAAAAAGAUUAACCCAGAUCUCCUGGCUAGAUUCAAGAGGAAUCAGGAAAACAGGAACUCAGUCCGCAGAGAGAGACAUCAUUUAACAUGGAUUAAUCCUAUUAAUUCUGACCGUGGACGAAACAAGAAGAUAGAUCCAUUAGUACCAAAUGUUGAGUUUCUGAACAUUGGUUCAAAGCAAUAUGCAGAAAAGGAACACCAGAAGAAUUUCUUAGAUUUCACAGACCCUGUAUCAGUGCUGCAGUGCAGUGUCCAACGUUCGACGUCCCGGCCGGCUCGGAUACGAGCGCUAUUAUGUAACGUGACCGGCGUGGCUCUGCUGGCCGUCGCUUCUCACACGGAACAGGAGUUCUUGUCUCAUGAUCUCCACCAUCUGCUUAAUAGCUGUUUCCUCAACAUAUCCCCACACAGUUACAGAGAGAAGCAGGACUUGCUGCACCGUUUAGCAGUAUUACAGCAUACUCUCAUGCAGGGGAUACCAGUCAUAACAAGAUUUCUGGCACAAUACCUGCCACUGUGGAAUGAAAGGGAUUACUUUGCAGAGAUCCUAGAGCUGGUCCAGUGGGUGAGCCUGGACAGCCCCGACCACGUGACGUGUGUACUGGAGCCCCUCGCGCGCGCCUACCACAGGGCUCAGCCUAUAGAGCAGUGCGCCAUACUUAGGAGUCUCAAUCAUAUGUACUGUAACCUGGUAUAUGCCAGUACUAGGAAACGCCAUCACUUCAUGGGCACGCCGCCGUCGCCGCAGGUGUAUGCUCUAGUACUGCCCAAAGUAGCCACCGCCAUCAGCGAUAUGUGUGAUAAAGAGCUACAAGUUAAUCCAGAGCAGAUGGUAGUGUUGCACAGUAGCGUGCAGGGCGCCGCGGUCCGAGCGCGGGGGGAGUCGCGCGGCGGGGCGCCGGCCGCCGCGCUGGCGCCCCGACUGGCGCUGGCACUGCCACUGCUCACCGUCUCCGCCGCAUUACUCGACUCCGUCGCAGAACUCAUGAUACUGUACAAAAAAAUAUUCACGACCGCCAAACAAACGAACGUGAUAACGAACACCGACACUUUUGAGAAACAGAUGCAAGUACUAGAAGCGUACACUUUAGAUUUGAUCAACUGUUUGUACAGCGAAGGCGCACUGAGCGACAGAAACUUAGGGUUUGUGUUCAGCAAAUUACACCCUCAACUUGUUGAGAAACUUGGGUCUUUAAUGCCUGACGUUGACGCUAAGUUGAGUAUUAGAAAUAGUAUAGCGUUUGCUCCUUAUACCUAUAUACAGUUAGACGCUAUAGACCACAGAGAUGCUGACAACAAGCUCUGGUUUAACGCAGUCAUUGAACAAGAGUUUACUAAUCUCAGUCGCUUCUUGAAAAGGGCUGUUACUGAACUGCGUUACCAGUAGAUAGUGACGGGGUAACAUACUGUGGUGUUUUGUAAAUGUACAAAUUAAUCAGUGAAUCUUUUACCACCGAUAUUGGUAGUGCCAUGUUUAGGUUUGGUCGUAAAAUUAUGGCAAGUAGCAAACUCUCUUUGUAGAGAAGGUCUGUAGUCCAGUAGUGGACUCGCACGGGUUGUUGAUCAGUUCUUUAUAUUUGUCUCUUGUCUGAGUUGUCUUAAAUUCUCUUUGUCGUUGUUGUGUCUAUAAGCUAUUUUUGUAGCAUGUUAACUUACAUUCAGCGAUAAAAGAUGGCUUGAAAUAGCUUACUCAAAUGGCACAGUAAUGUGAUUAACAAAUAAGGAAUCCCAGAAAAAACAAUUAUGACAUUGUUGUUGUACUUACUGCCUGAACGAAUUCUGUCUAAAGAAUAAAGUAAGAUAGCGAUUGCAUCCAUUACAUGCAAAUUGUAGUUGUUAUCAAGAAUUUAUGAAUGAAUAACAUUUCAGAGUAAAAACCAUGUAAUUCUUUCCGGUAUAAUUGAUUGUGACUGGUUUUUAGACUUUUGCAAAAAACAGUUCAUUUUCAUUUCGAUUACUUUUAUAAAUCGACGGGUAUUAUUGAAUAAUAUUAUUCAAUGCAGUUUGAAGUCUAGAAAUGUAAGAAGCGAUCGUGUGAAUGUUUUAUAUAAAGUAGCUAUUACGAUACCUAUUUUUAAUUGAUAAUGACUUAUUAAUUAUGUUGUCUCCAAUUAUUUUCUCAUUUUAAUAAAAAAAUAAGUAAAAGUA
Molecule: messenger RNA, 3027 nt
Organism: Spodoptera frugiperda (fall armyworm)
Lineage: Eukaryota; Metazoa; Arthropoda; Insecta; Lepidoptera; Noctuidae
Product: centromere protein I
Exons: 13
Coding region: 263-2266 (667 amino acids)
Cellular component (GO): kinetochore
Source: RefSeq, a predicted model, not a curated record